GGUUAUCGUAUUCGCGUUUGGGUGGAAGUCUAGACGCGGCAAGAUAGAAAAGUAGACUGAUCUUCAAAAAGGCAAACCAGGCACUCAAGGUGGAGUAGCUGCGGCAAAAUAGAAUCAAGAAAAAAUUACAAAACGGUGACGUUAAAUAGAGGAUGCGGUAAGAGACGAGUCAAAGUAAGAAGAACGUUCAUCAACAGUUUUUCUUCGUGAAACUAGCUCUUUGCUUUCUUCAUACUGUAGUUUUAACAAGCUCUUCCUUCACGAUGGGUUGCUGCCUUGCCGUCGCGGAGGUGGCGGAGGACGUCCGCCAAACGGUGUACGAAAUUGCGGAUGCCUUGGGGGUAUCGAAUGCAACAAAUAUGUCUGGGUCGGGGAGAUUGCGAGAUUUGUCGUGCUAGUCUGGCAUGACUCUGCGCUCUGUAUUGCGUGGCCGCAAAGAGCUCCGCUGGCCUGUCAUGCAAAGACGCAGCUUCUCAUGCGGAGUACGCAACUCAGAACCUCCACGGCAAACAAACUUGCCAUGCUUGGCAGCGCAUUGCAGUGUUUUCAUUAUUCCCUUUCUUGCAUCACAAGUUUCCAGACCCCGACAUAUUUGCAUUUGAUAGGGGGACGCUAUGGACGGAAUGUGGAACGAUAUCUUCGUGGAUGACGUGCCGAAGGAGGUCAACGAGACCACCAAAGAAGCGGACGGUAUCCUGAGUAAAAACGUACCCACACCAGAGUUGUAAUGCAGAUUUGCAAAGACAGGAAGACUUGCAAUGCGCAUCCCCAUGAGAGCCAUUUCCAAUCGUGUUUUGGAAUUUGUGAUGCUGUGAACAGGAUGGGCAGAUGAAUCUGUGAUGCGGCUGCACUUGCUAACCUGCACUACACUGCAUAGUGCAACUUGUCAUGCGUGGCUUACAAAACUCCUAGGCUUGUGUUCCAAAAUCCUCAUCCUGACUCUGGUGUGGGUACGUUUUUACUCAGGAUAGACGGCUGGACGAAAAUCCUGGGCGUCUACCUCGCCGGCUACCCCCUUUCGUGCGGGAAGAAGCAGUUUUCGUCGCUGGACGAAGCGAAGGCCGCCGCCCUGGAGUUGGAAGACUGCGGUGGGGUCACGCAGGUUGGUCGUGUAGUGUAGUCCGUUGGAAUUAAGUAGAGCAAAACUGGGGUUAGGGUUGUACUCAUAUUUUGUAUGUAUCACGUGAGCGGGAUUCAUGUUCAUCAGCGUCUUUUUGUCUGCUGAUAAAGAUGAAAAUCUGAACUGUUUUCUCCAAAGGUUGCGGAGGAUGUUUUCGAGCUACGUGCGACGGGCCGGGUGAUGCAGUCUCCCUCCAACGAAACCACGUGGCGCAAGCCCUACAUGCUGGCGAGCGGGGACGGCGACAGCAGCGGCGAGAAGAGUCCGCGGACCGGCGGUCCAUAUCAAAUGUAAAAAUGUCUGGGUCUGGAAGAAUGCAACUUGUCAUGCUAAAUCUGAAGCAUGCAAAAAUCUGUGUUGCAUGAUUACCAAAAGUCGCCCAGUUUUGACCAAGUCGGAAGGGAGUUUCUCAUGCAGGAGAGGCAUGAGAGAGAUCGCGCAGAAUCUGUCAUGCUAGGUCCUGCAUUCCAGGCCUCAUGGGUCAUGGAAAAGCUGCAUAACAAAUCGCGCACUCUUCCAGACCCAGACAUUUUUGCAUUUGAUACUCCGGGGGCGGUGACGAACGAGGACGAAAUCAAGGUCGACGACGAUGAGGAGGUGAAACAGCGGAAGCGCGACGAGCUGGCGGCCAAGCUGGCGGCGGCGAAACAAGCGGCGGAGGAGGCGAAAAAGCGCGAGGCGGAACGGCUCGCGGAGAAGGCGCGGAAGCGCAAGGAGGAGCUGAAGCGGCUCGCGGAGUCGCAGGCGCCCGAGAAGCUGCAGGUGAUGUGCGACUACGGGAACUGCACGGGGGUGUUCGAAAAGGUGGGGGACUUGAACGAGAAAGCGCAGUACAAGCUAACCGAGAAGGAAGCAAACGUCUUCGUCUGCUACGACGGCGAGCGGUGGAUCAUGACCUUCGAGGAAAGUCCGGAGCAGGGCAGCGAGUUCAACCGCAUCGCGCUGUCGGGGAAGACCGCGGUCAUCAACGUGACCGCCCUCAAGUCGUGGGGCAACAAGGGCGUGCGGUGCUACGACUACGAGCGCUACCACGCGCCCAACGAGCCGGAGGAGGGAAAAUUCACCGACGAGGACUUUCCGCCGGCCCUCGGCAGUCUGGCGAACGACACGAAGUGGGGCAGCGACGUGCAGUGGAUCCGGGCCUGCAACCUGCACCCGUGUGAACAGAUGGAGUUGUUCGACACGAUCCAGCCCACGGACGUGCGGCAGGGUGCGGUCGGGGACUGCUGGUUGAUGGCGGCCUUUGCGUCGCUGGCGGAAUUCCCGGGCUACCUGGAGGAGGUCACCUUCAAAGGCUUGAAUGCCCUCUCCGCGGAGAGCAAAUACGUGGUAUCAAAUGCUGCAAAAAUGUCUGGGUCUGGAAGAAUGCAGGGUUUGUCAUGCACAGCUAGCAUGGCUCUCAAGUCUGUCAUGCGCGCCACACAAAAGCCACAUUUCUCUGUCAUGCAGAAACGCAGUUUGUCAUGCAGAUAGGCAACACUCUAGCAGCUCCACAACUUGUCAUGCUUGGCUGUCAAUGAAGGCGUCCACAUGUUGAUUCGCCGAACAGCAUCACAAGUUUCCAGACCCAGACAUAUUUGCAUUUGAUACGUGGUGAAACUGUACAAUCCGUACGAGAAGGAGUGGGAGGACAUUGUGAUCGACGACUUCAUAUGCACUGCAAAUACAACGUCCGGGUCUGGAAUGUUCGAACUUGCAAUGCUGGUCUUACAUGACUGUAAAAUCUGUAUUGCAGCAUGACCAACAAAAGUCGCAGCCUCUUCAUGCAAAAUGAACUCAGCUUCUCAUGCAGGCAGCGCAUGAGAAAGCGUUUUGGACAAAAUUGUCAUGCUUGGCUGCCUUCGGAAGUGUUUCCAUCAUGUGCAUUUUAGCAUCACAAGUUUCCAGACCACCCAGAUCGACAAUAUUUGCAUUUGAUACUUCAUCCCCGUGGACGGCAACAAGGACGCGCUGUUCUGCAAGCCCGUGGGCCACGAGGUGUACAUGUGUCUGCUCGAAAAGGUAUCCUAUGUAAAAACGUCCCCACACCAGAGUCAAGAUGGGAAUUCUGCUAGACAAAUGCACCAGCUUUGGUUGCUGCGCAUGACAAGUUUGGCCUCGCAGUAUAGUCCUGUUCAGAAAGCCCCAGUAGCAUCACAGAUCUAGCGUAGCAUGCUGAUUCAAGCAUCACAAAUUUCAAAACACGACGAGAAGGCUCUUCUCAUAGGGCUCCGCAUGAGAAACAUUUUCACCAUGCAGAUUUGCAUGACAACUAUGGGGUGGGGACGUUUUUGCAUAGGAUAAAAGGCGUUUGCCAAGCGGUGGGGCGGCUACUUCAAGAUGAGCGGGGGGAACGCCAGCAACGGGUACGUGUCCUUGCUGGGGGGCAGUUGCAUCAAGUACAAAAAGCGGGACGACUACGAGGAAACGGGGAAGUGGCGGUCCAUCUAUCUCACCUUCGAUCCGGAGAGCGAGCGGACGUUCGAAGGGGACUGGUGGUGUAACAACGACGACUGCGACGUGACGGACGAGGGACUCUGGGCUUUGCUGCGGCAGUGGGACGAGGCUAACUACGUCUUCAACUGCUCCAUGCCGAACUCGAAAAAGGGUGAGGUCGAGGCCGAGCGGACGGACGGGUAGAUAUAAGUAGAAUGACCUGAUUGAGACGCGAGAUGCUGAGGCUGACUCACUUAUUCUGUAUGCUGAUCUAAAAAUUUCCUUCUCGCUCCUCAAGGUUACAUGUAGCAGCACCAAACUUUUCUUUCUAAAAGCGCUUUCGAAAGAAAAAAACCCACGUGAUUAUCACAUAUCAGGUUGAUCGAGGGCCACGCGUAUUCGUUCCUCGGUGCCUACGAAGUUCCAGAGCUAAACUUGAAGCUGGUGUGCCUGCGCAACCCGUGGGGCCGCUGCGAGUGGUAUGGAUUGCAAAAAUGUCUGGGUCUGGAAACUUGUAAUGCUGCGUUGGGAAUAAUGAAUGCUCUGUGAUGCACAGCCAAGUACGAGAAAUAUCUGCGCUUCUUUGUGUUCCGUUUUUCGCAUGACAAACUGCGUUUUUGCAUGACAGGCAAAAGGGUCUCUUCUUGGACACGCAUCACAAACUUUUUGGUCAUGCUCAUGCCAGACAAGCAUAACAAAUCUCGCAAUCUUCCAGACCCAGACAUUUCUGCAUUUGAUAAGUGGAACGGGGACUGGUCGGAUGCUUCCCCCAUCUGGGACUCCGUCGACAGCGCGCAGCUGGAACAGGCCGGCGUGCGGCGCGUGAAGGCCGAGGACGGUGCCUUUUUCAUGACGUUCGAAGACUGGAAAAACUGCUACACCUAUGAUCCCGGCAAAGAUAGCCUCUCUCUUGCGUAGUACUAGCCUGCGUUGCAUGAGAAAUAAAAAUCGGCCUGCCCUUAGUUACAAACCGUUAUAGCUUUUGCUUGUUAAGGGUAACAUUUUCGCAUGCACAAGAAGUAUGCUACGCUAGAGAGGACUUUUGUCUCGCGAUAACACCCGGGUGGGGGUCUGCCAGUUGUCUGUGUCGCAUGGGAAACGAUCCGCUGCUGAGGGAUUCACCAAGCGCGGGUGA
This is a messenger RNA of Amoebophrya sp. A120, 4670 nucleotides long. Lineage: Eukaryota; Dinophyceae; Syndiniales; Amoebophryaceae. The record is from the annotation of a GenBank genome assembly.